Molecule: messenger RNA, 12671 nt
Organism: Lymnaea stagnalis (great pond snail)
Lineage: Eukaryota; Metazoa; Mollusca; Gastropoda; Lymnaeidae
Source: the annotation of a GenBank genome assembly
AAGUAUAAGUGAACCAAAAUCGACGAAAACGUCGAAAUCCAUCCCUUAAUUCACUUGCAUCACUUACUGGGUAACCUGCUCAUGCUGAUCUUAUAUUUCGAAUCAAUAGUGACUUGUUUGAGUGUUUCAUUAUUAAAUGUAUUCAAUAAACUGCACUUAAGAAUUAAUAUUUAAGAGAAGUAGAAGUCAGAAUCUGAAGUUGACAUAGCUGAGGCCAGAGAUACAUUUUUGUGUGCCAGACAUUGUCUUUAUUUACUUAACUUAAGUGUGUCAGAUAUUGUGAUAAAUGUGUCAAUAUCGUUUCAAAUGUCUUAAAAUGUGUUAUAAAUUUUUUUGGAGGGGUCGUAUUUUUAAUUCAGUUACAAAGUGGUGUUGGUGAAUAUUUUCUACUGCAACUAAAUUUCGACUGACCACUGUUGAAUACACCUAAAAUUUAGGCUAAAUAUUUGUUGUUAUUCUUUGACCAUCCGUUUGUUUGUAUUCCUUGCCCAUCCGAACCCUAGACCACCAGUCUAUGAGUACAAAAAGCACAGUGUUUUUCUCCAAGCGCAGUGAAAAUCUGCUACCCGUACAAUGUGAAUUCUGAUAUAAUGCGGUCUGAAUUCUGAUAUAACGUGGUCGUGACAUUUCGUAUAGGCAUUCCAAAAAUGAUUUUUUUUUUAAAAGUACGUGAAAACAGUAUAAGACUGAUACUUAAUAAAUUAUUGUCCUGUUUUGUGUAACUAUGAAAUACAGUUUACAUAGAAUUCUUUACAUUUCUGGAUGAAAAAAAAAAUCUUUAGUAUGUGUUAAUUUUAUAAAAUGUUUAGGGUAAUUAAAAAAUUUUCAUAUUUUAUUAUGUUCCAGAAAUCAAUAGGAAAUAAAAAGUCAAUGUCAAAAUAAAUGGAGUACUUCCCAGCAACAAUGGAUAUCAAGCACAUAUAUGCAGAUAAAUUUCCAAACUUAUUUAAAAGAAUUCUAAUUUGCUGGAAAGAUGCACCAACUCAUGACAGCUGGAUAAUGGAGAAAGUAAUGGAGCUAUUCUGCAAAGAAAUUGGUUAGUUAAUAUUUUUUUUUUUAGAAUAGCAUCAAUUGUUAAACUGUGUUUUGCAGAACUUCGUGCGGUGCUGAAAUCCAUCAGGGAUUCAUUAAUAGAAGAAAUAAUAUGUUAUGAACCUGCAUUAUCAAUAGCUAUAUUAUUUAUUAUUUACCAGUGUUAAUGAUGAUGAUUAUUGAAAUUUCAGAGUCAAAGUUAUUUCAUAUCUAUUACCGGUAUAUAAAGUUCAUUGUGACUAUGUUUGUAUAUUUCUAUGAAUGUAUUUUAAUUUGAUACUUUAUGACAAGAAAAAAAACAACAGUGGAUCACAAUCAAAUUUGACAUGAUCAUACCUCCUGACCUAUACAUGGUUCCUGGAAAGUUUGUUGAAAAUUCCUGUAUCCCAAAAGCUUAAAAUGUUGACAGUAAAUAGUAAAAAAAUUUUUUUGUUAAAAAUGGCUUCGAGGGACGUUUAAGUUAAGUUUUUAAUAAGUCUUCAUUUAGAAUGGAGUGCUAUCAAACAUGUAUUUUAUCUAUUGGUGCAAGAAAAAAUCUAUGUUACAAUGUAAAUGUAAUGCUGAUUUCAAUAGUGCAUAAAAGAAAAUUCCCUAUAAUACUGUAACCGCAGUCAUCAAUGUGCAAAUUUGUGUUCAAUAUGCGCCAAACAUAAAAUGGGAUUCAAACACUUUGAGGGUUUAUAUUUAAAUCAAACCAAUUUAAAUAAAAUAAAAUAAAUAUUCUUAAAUCUAAGUACAUGUAAUCUUUAAUGUGUAUUAUUAUACAUUAUAAAUAUAUUUAAUAUAAUAAUUAAGUAAUUAUUUUAACUGAAUGUGAGAGUUAAUAUAAUAUGUAAAAUAAGAUUGACAUUACACUGUCAUCUUCUUCUUACUAUUUUUAUUAAAUUGGAAGCAUAUUAAUUGGGAAACUGCGAAUAAUUGUGUUUUAGCAGUUUUAUUUCUUUGUCAAACUUAUGCAAUUAAUUUUAAUUGCAGGAAUGACUGAAAAGGUUAUCAAAUUUUUUGCUUGAACUCAAUAAACCAAACAAAAAUAAGUUAAUCUUAUAAGAACUUACUUUAAACCUAAAAAUUGCAAGCUUUUUAAAUUUUCUUGAUUGUAAGAGGUUUUUUAACUUUUCUUGCUUUUUAAAUUGUUAAUUAAUGUUUUAACAUACUAAACCAAAUUUAAGCUUUGUAUCUAUAACAUUUAAUAAGUUCUUAUUAUUUUUCACUCCAAAAAUUUGCAAUUUAUUAAAUUAAUAACCUAUACCACAUCUUUGUUGACUUCAAGAAAGCAUUUGACAGGGUUUGGCAUGCUGCUUUAUGGACCACCAUGAGGCACUACAACAUCAACACAAACCUAACCAGCAUGAUCUGCAACCUUCAUGAAAAGGCCACCAGUGCAGUCUUCCUCAACAACAACAUCGGAGAAUGGUUCAAGACCACGGUUGGAGUACGACAAGGCUGCCUGCUCUCCCCCACCCUAUUCAACAUCUUCCUAGAGAGAAUUAUGUCAGAUGCUCUGGAAGCGCAUGGAGGGACAGUCAGCAUUGGUGGCAGAACAAUCACUAACCUACGCUUUGCGGACGACAUAGACGGACUGGCUGGGAACAAAGAAGAGCUAGCCAACCUGGUAAAGCGUCUCGAUAAGACCUCGUCGUCCUAUGGCAUGCUAAUCAGUGCCAAAAAGACAAAACUGAUGACAAAUAAUACCGCAGGCAUCACCACUGAAAUUAAGGUCGGGGAGGAAAGAUUAGAGACUGUCGGCCACUUCAAAUACCUAGGAGAAAUAGUCUCAGAAGAAGGCUCCAAGCCCAAACUGAUGUCCAGGAUUGCGCAGGCUACAACAGCACUAAAGAAGCUCAAGAAAAUAUGGAAUGACAAAAAUAUAGCCCCCAGCACCAAAAUCAGGCUGAUGCGCUCAUUAGUCUUCUCCAUUUUCCUGUAUUCCUGGACAUUAACAGCUGAUUUUGAAAGGAAAAUAAAGGCAAUGGAGAUGAGAUGCUUCAGAAGCAUUUUUGGCAUCUGCUAUAGGGACCAUAUCUCCAAUGGUACAGUGAAAGAAAGGGUUCGUCAGGCAAUUGGGGAGUGCGAUGACCUACUGGCGACUGUGAAAAAACGCAAACUACAAUGGUACGGCCACGUAACAAGGAAACAAGGGCUUGCCAAAGAAAUUUUGCAGGGCACCACAAGAGGACGGAGAAGAAGAGGAAGACAAAGAUGGGAGGAUAACAUCAAAGAGUGGACAGGACUAACACUGGGCGAUGCAGUGCGUAGUGCUGAAGACAGAGAGGAAUGGAUGAGGAUGGUUCACAUGUCAUCUGUGGCGCCCCAACGGUCCAAGGACUAAGGGACAUGAAGAUGAAGAAAUUAAUAAAGGAAAAAGAGGAACUCAGUGUUAAAAAUAUUUUAAAUAAGAAUAUGCUGUUCAAGUUCAAGCCAUAUUUUUCAUAUUGUUUGAGGUCAUGUGCAACAAAAUGUCAUUCUGUUGCCAGAUUUUUGUGGUCAGUGGAGUUUUCAGCAGAAAGCAAAUUGACAGUGUUGAAACCUGCAUUAAAUCAAGCAUAUUGGAGAUAAAGCCUUUUUUCAGUUGCCACAAGCCAUCAACAAUCGAAGUGCUGGCCAAGAACACAACAAAUGGAUGCUGCAAAUAGGCAUGGGUUAUCAUCCAGCUAUCGAAGUCAUCGAGGACUCCACCUUUAAAAUGCUAUAGCAAAUAUUUAAGAACUGAGAUAUUAUCGUUUCCAUUUCGUCAUCCUAGUUUCUGAGAUGUGACUUAAAGAAUUGGGCAAGCAUGUUUUGAAAGCCUAAAAAAAUCAAGCGAAAAUGAAAGGUGAAUCGAAAGAUCAUAGAAAUGAAUACAAGACAUGUUGAGAUCUAUUACAAUUCUGAUUCACAGAUAACAGAAGAGUCCAGGGAUGUUCAAAUUUCAGAACUGUCCAGUAAGAGUUCAUGAAUCAACAAACUCUAUGGGUGAUGCCCUCUCACUAUAUGCUUCUAGUUCAUGUUGUAAGAGUUAUGCUUCUGCAAACCUGCAUCCCAGUAAAGGACCAUACAAUGGAAUUCACAUGGUCUUUAAGCAGCUGCAUCUGAAAUAAUUUCCGAGUGCAGCCCUGUGCAUAGUGUUUUCUUUCAGAGAAAUGUUAAUUCUAAGGUAUUGACAUUACCUGCUUAUGCAAUCACACAAAUAAGACACAUUUGAUCAAGUAGGUAUCGUGUCACACAGAACAUCCAGAGAUAAAUCAGCCCGGCCGAAUUGGCCCUUAAAAAAACAGUCCAGGCAAGAAAUUAUUAGAAUCUUUCUCUUUGGAGACCACCCCAAAAAUGAUUAACAGAAUAUUCUUUCAUCCUUUUUAACAAAAAAAAAAAAAAAUAAAAAAAAUAAACACACAUUGUUUAUUCAAAACCCAAUAAGAACAUUCCCUUUUAUUAUCAUCCAGAUUUUAGGAACUCAAGACAAAUGACAUGUUAAAUUAAAACUAAGGACUGAAAUUCCAUUCAAGUUUCGUUAUUCUAUUUUGUCCCCAGCUCACGACCUGGAGUUAGUGAAAACUGUUGGGUUUAACUCAUUUCUAGAGAGUUUUUUUGAAGACAACAAGUUGAUAGAGUACCCUGACUUUGUGAUGAACAAUGUGUCCCUGAUGGCUGGCCAAGUGCUUCUGUCAGCAUCAUCGGAUGAUUUGAGCUGUUUUGAGAAACCAGCUUUCAGAAUUAUUCAGGCUCCUUUGCAAUACUGGAUGGUCAAAAAGGGGCACAGAGUAGAUGUGACAUUUUUAUUGUACCAAAAGUUUCUGCACCAGAACGCCAUGCUCCAUUUGUUAGAGGAAGUAGACUGUAAGAUAUGGCAUUUAUUUAUACUCUAACAUUACUCUUUGUAGAGUUCACUUUUACAAUGAAAACUCUUGUUAUACACAUAUUAUGGUAUGAUAAAUGUUCCAUUUGUUAUGCACACAAUUCAAACUUUUCCUGAUUCUUAAAACCCGCUGCAUUAAGUAUCUGCUAUUAGAUAUAUAAAAAACCAGUUUCCACAAACUAGUCAAAGAAUGUAAAAAUUAUUGAUUACUUUUCAUUGCCACACCAAAUGAUGUUUUUUAUUGAUGAAAUCUUGUUUUGAAUGGAGAGUAAGAUAGACUAUGAUGUUAUUUAGAACGAUAUUACUUGCAAGAUACUUUACCUGCUAAUGUUAACUUAUUGCUUAAUUAACUAUUGCCUUCAGUUGAUGCUCCCCAAGCGUUUGCCCAUGCCCUAACUAGUCCUUUUAACUACACCAGGAAGUCAGCAGCUGAUUAUUUUGUACAGCUUGUAAAAUUCUCUUUCCAACCUCUCGAUGAAAUAGAAAGUUCAGCUAAAAUGAGGCUAAGGCUACAAGGAAUCAUGUCUGCAGUGAUUCAGCAGUUCAAUGAAGUAGCAGGAAAACAGAUGGAUGAUUUGAGUGGCAAGUCUAAACCAGAUGGUCCACCAGUGUACCCCUGGUCUGUAUUUGUGAACUACUGUCAGCUUGCGAGUGAUUGUGCUGCCGCAAGUCCCGACUGGUGUCGUCUGGCCGCCACAACAACUCUAUUUGAUAUUGUACUAGAUGUACUUCAGGCUGCACCAGUAGAGAUCAUCACUGAUGCACCAGACCUGACAAGGUCUUGUGCUUCCAUGUUGGUCAAACUGCUCCAGUUCAGGUUUGUGUAUGUGUAGCCUCAUAGUGCUUCACAAAUACUACUAAAUCUUUGACAAAAAUUUCUAGUAAAUCUAUAACCUUAUCAUAAAACAUAAUUGUUUCAUCCCACAACAGUUGUAGGAGCAGCACUCAGAUUAGUUAAUUUGCUCAGUAAACCUUCUGAACUGAAUAUUGCCUUAAACAGCUGUAUAGUCAUUUCUACUGUUGUUUAAGAUAACAUUACUAUUUAAGCUGCAAAUAACUAAACUAGGGUACUCAUAUUGUCUUAGAAUAUCCAGACUCAUGGAUAUUGUGUGCACAAAAUUUCAUUGUCAUUAGGUUGAAUUAUAAAAUAAUGUAUCAUUAGAUAUUUCUGCAUUUACUUUUCUUGAUUGUGGAAAUUGAAAUAUUUGGAAAUAGAGAUAGACAUUUUUUUGGCUGCUCAUCAUUUAUAAAUAUUUUUCUAUAAAAUGCAGUACAGAGCAUGGCAAGAAAGAAAAAUUAGACCAGUUGAGAGAUGUGAUCCAACAUUUGUGUACCAUCGACCAUUACACGAUCACCUGUGAUGUCAUUUCUGCUGCUGGGAUUAUUCUCACCAGGUGAGUACAUCUUAUUGUACAUUUUAUUACUCGCAUACAAGCUUUGCCGCUCAAUUACUUUUAAAAACUUAUGAUUAUUAUUUCGUACUGUUGAACUGUUGCAAUUUCCACUAUUUAUGUAAUUAGAUGAGGAAUGAUGAUUUGAAUAUCAGACAUAUCUUGUAAUUUGUCUAGUACAUUCAUCAUCAUCAUCAUGUCCCUUAGUUCUUUUAACCCUUGGGGCGCCACUGAUGACAUGAAAACUAUCCUUCUCCAAAUCAAAAUUUCUCUCAUGAAAUAAUGCACAGAAAGGCAUCUUCCUGGUGCUGCCUUUAGUCCUGUACAUUGUUUACCCAAUGGUAUUGAAGGGGGUAAAAUUAAAAUUUUGUUAUGAAAGAUGAUAAUGUAGUCCAACCUAAACUAAUUGAAUAACAAAUGAAUAACAGUGGCUCUUGGCUCAAACAUUUGCUCUUAUUUCAGUUUGCAUGACUGUAUCAAUGAAUGUAUUUAGGCUUUCAAAAACACACACUUUAAAAUGAUUUUAUUGUUUUCAGCUGGGAGAACCUUUCUGAAGAUGAUCAAAAGUUUUAUUUAGAGCUCUCGGUUCUUCCACUUUUUCUGGCACUGUGUGUAAGACCCCAGUCAGUCCUCACCUGUUCCAAGCACAUCAUAACAGCAGUGAAAACCUUUCUAGAAUCAGAGCUGAACUUGAAACCGUCUCGAAUGAUGAAGGAAGCUAUUAGUAAUUUACAUCUCAUAACAGAUUCCAGCAAGAAGGUAAGCUGAUACCUAACAACCUUUUUUAUCUUUUUAUUCUUUAUUUUCAUACUAUGGAAAGUGGAAGGCUUAAAUAUAAAAUCUGUAUAUAUUUGAAUCCUUUUCUUUUUAAUUGCACAAAAAGUGAAUGCCAUUAGUAGCACCCCCUAGGAGGCAUUUCAUGCAAAGGGGCAUUUCUGAGGCAGCAAGAAAAAGUGAUUAUAAGAAAAGAGGAGGCCUUAACUUAUAUGACUUUAUAUACAAACACACACACAUAUUUAUAUAUAUUUAAAAAAUUUCUUGCAAAACAUUUUUAAAAACUAAAUAAGUUACAUUUAUUUUCUGAGAUCUAUCGUUUGCCAUCUUUUCAUUAAAAAAUUACAAGUCCACAUUUUUAAUUUAAUUUUACAAGGCAUUUUUACUUUUGUAAGGGGUGCGAGACUUUGGCAAAUAAUUCAUAGGGGGUGAAGACUAUAGAAAAAAUUGGGAACCCCUGUUUUAAACAAUGUUUGUUCGCAAAUUAUAUUUGAUUACAUUUUUAUAUUUAAAUUUUUUUUUUUUUUACAGAUGAUGGUUACAAACUAUCGUUCAGUCCUCGAUUAUCUGUCCUUUAAGUCAACCGAGUCUCCUCCAAUAGCAGGACAAUCAAUAAUUACAGGAGACAGCAUACAUCAGAAACCUUUGAUAACAUUGGUAGCUUUGCAGAUGGAGACAUGCAGAGAGAACAUAAGUAAAUCUAGUGUUAUGUUUAAAUGUAAAAUUAAGUAAACAUAUCUAAUGUCCUAAGUAGAUAUACUUUCAAAUGAAUAAAUUUUAUGCUUUAAUUUUUUCCCACUUUAAUAGAGGAUGGUAAGGGAGAUGACUGCCUUCACAGUGUUCAAAUCUAUACAGAGGCUGCCUUGAAUUCAAGUGGUACUGCAUUAUGGGUAACAAGGAAAUAACAAGUUGGGAUAGAUUGGUGUUGUUUUUUUAAAAUCACCUUCGAAAAUUGUAUCAUUUUUUUAUGCCCACUCCAAUGUUCCAAUAUAUUUUAUAAAGUUAUUGUACUGCAAUCCCAGAUUGAACAAUGCAAUCUGAACUUAUUGGUAUCCCACAGAUCUUAAUGCACAAAAGUAUUACUGUAAAGGAAAAUAUUCCAAAUAGUAAAGACUUGUAUAUAGGUUCUGAAAUGAAAGAAAUUAUAUUUUUUUCCCCAUAGCCCAUUAUUUUGGAAUAAAACCUAAAAUCAAACAUAGUUUAUGAAAUUUUUUUCAGCAACUGUCCAGUGUCUUGGACUGUUAUCUGACUACCUUAUCAUGUAUCAGCAGCAGAGAAACGGUUGGUGUGUCCAGUGAGAUUCUGGACCAUGUCUUAAAAAGUGUUCAAGUGAAGAUGGUUGACAGGGAUCCAAGCAUUAGAGAACUUGCUGUCCAAGCUGCUGGACACUUGUAUCUUGUAGGUAAGUGGAGAAACACAGCGGAUAUAAAACUAGCUUGAUUCUGUUGUAGGGUAUUCUUGGAGAAAUAUUUUACCAUGUUCUUUAUUAUAAAAAAAAUGCGAAACAAGGUAUGGGGAAAACCUGGAGAGAAAAAAAACGACGCAACAAAACAACAAACGUGUCGGCAAGCAGCCUUCUUCAGUGAACAAAAAUAAAAACUGGACACAAAUAUAAAAAGCAUUUGUAUCCGGUACUAUAUAUAGUUUUAUUUUGUAGUUUAAAAAAAAUUUGUGUGAGUUUUGUUGUGCCCUUAUUUCAGGUUUUACCAUACCUUGCUUCACAUAUUCUGUAUAAACCUUUCUAAACCUUUCUAGUUUCUUUUCCCUUUUUAUCAUUGUUUAUAAUAAGCAAGCUUUAAAAAAAAUGUGCAUGAGAUGUCCUUACGUCUACUUAGAAGUUCCGUUUUAUUCACAGGUAACCCACAAAUAUCUUCUAUGUUGAUAUCUUCUGGAUGUUUGUUGUCUAUGUGGCAAUGUGUGGAGGAUCAGAUGGAAGGUGUGGCCACCAAAGUUGUUGAAAUUCUCGUCCAGGCUGCCAAAAAGGACAUGUUUUAUAAUCUACUGGCUCCAAUGAACACAACACAGGUGACUACAGGCAACUUCAUGUUGUUAUUCAAGGGCAUAUUCUUUAUUUUAACUGAUACAUUUCCUUGUCUUUGUGGGGACUCAAAAAAAAAAAAUCUCAAAUCAGUCUAUAAUCAUAUUAUUAUACAAGGCUAGUGGGUCCCAAUCUUUAAUCACAUUAUUAUACAAGGCUAAUGUGUCCCAAUCUUUAAUCACAUUAUUAUACAAGGCUAGUGGGUCCCAAUCUUUAAUCACAUUAUUAUACAAGGCUAGUGGGUCCUAAUCUUUAGUCAUAUUAAUAUUAUUAUACAAGGUUGAUGGGUCCCAAUCUUUAAUCACAUUAUUAUACAAGGCUAAUGGGUCCCAAUCUUUAAUCACAUUAUUAUACAAGGCUAAUGGGUCCCAAUCUUUAAUCACAUUAUUAUACAAGGCUAGUGGGUCCCAAUCUUUAAUCACAUUAUUAUACAAGGCUAGUGGGUCCUAAUCUUUAGUCAUAUUAAUAUUAUUAUACAAGGUUGAUGGGUCCCAAUCUUUAAUCAUAUUAUUAUACAAGGCUAAUGUGUCCCAAUCUUUAAUCACAUUAUUAUACAAGGCUAGUGGGUCCCAAUCUUUAAUCACAUUAUUAUACAAGGCUAGUGGGUCCCAAUCUUUAAUCACAUUAUUAUACAAGGCUAGUGGGUCCCAAUCUUUAAUCACAUUAUUAUACAAGGCUAGUGGGUCCUAAUCUUUAGUCAUAUUAAUAUUAUUAUACAAGGUUGAUGGGUCCCAAUCUUUAAUCACAUUAUUAUACAAGGCUAAUGGGUCCCAAUCUUUAAUCACAUUAUUAUACAAGGCUAGUGGGUCCCAAUCUUUAAUCACAUUAUUAUACAAGGCUAGUGGGUCCUAAUCUUUAGUCAUAUUAAUAUUAUUAUACAAGGUUGAUGGGUCCCAAUCUUUAUUCGUAUUAUUAUACAAGGCUAAUGUGUCCCAAUCUUUAAUCACAUUAUUAUACAAGGCUAGUGGGUCCCAAUCUUUAAUCACAUUAUUAUACAAGGCUAGUGGGUCCCAAUCUUUAGUCAUAUUAAUAUUAUUAUACAAGGUUGAUGGGUCCCAAUCUUUAAUCAUAUUAUUAUACAAGGCUAAUGUGUCCCAAUCUUUAAUCACAUUAUUAUACAAUGCUAGCGGGUCCUAAUAUUUAAUCCUAUUAUUAUACAAGGCUAGUGGGUCCUAAUAUUUAAUCACAUUAUUAUACAAGGCUAGUGGGUCCUAAUAUUUAAUCCUAUUAUUAUACAAGGCUAAUUGGUCUCAGAUAAAACCAAGCUAGAAAUAAUUUUGAUGUCACAUUUUGAAAUACUUGCUCAGACAAAAAAAUUUUAGAAUUGGAACACUAAACCAUGGUUGAAUGGUUGCUCUUGAUAUAGUAACUGCUGCCCACGAUAAUAGGUAACCUAGGUGACUGCAUCAAGCAUCUUACCAAUUAUUUUUUGAAAUGUAUCAUCAGGAAGUCAUCAAAUCCAAGCUUGAAGGUUUUUUGCUGGCCAGACAAUGGGAAUACAUUCAGCCCGUGGCAUUUCAACUUCUGACAAAACUCUGUCCCAGCAACACAUUGGUGAGGUGUGCUCGGGCAUGUCUACAGCACAGCAACUAUCUCCUGUCACAGGCCGUCCUAGAGCAUAUCAAUUCACUAGUCUCCAUCCCACAGGAAGACGGUGGACUUUUGGAGCAGAAAGUUCAGGCAGUAGAAUCUCUGCUCGCUGAGGGCUGGGCUGACCUUCUUCUUCUCAUGGCCAAUGGUCAAGACGUCUGUAGUUUUCGCCUGUCUGUGUCUGCCAUGGAGUCACUAUUAUUGUUCAUGAACAGGACGGAUGUUGCUGCUGUUAUUGAAGCCAAAUUAAAAAGUGCAUGUUUAAAAUUGCCAGCCGACAAUGAAGAAUGUGCACAGAGACUGAAAGUAUUCCAGGAUGUUUGUGAAGAAAUUUUGUCCCUUAACGGACACAUUUCUUGUGUUUAUAAUCAAAGUGAUGACUCUGAUGAGUUUCAAGCAAAGAAACCCAAACUAGACUGCUCUUUAAUCAAGGACAACAGCAACUCUGGAUGUCAGUUUAAAUCUCUUCAUGGCAGUCAAGCUGCAAACAGUUUUCUUUCUGCCGUCAUUAAUCAAAAUGCCAGUGUAAUAGCUUCAGGGCAUCCAAAGCUUUCCGGAGAUAUUUCCACCGAGAAAUUGGAUUCAAACCUUUUUGGAAAAGACGAAGAUUUUUAUUUGGACACAACAAAGGAACUCUUGCCCCUAACACUGAGCUUCGAACCUUUUCAGUCUCACAAGCUGAUCGACUCUGUCAUUUCCCUUGAUGUGAUGAAUGACUCGUUGAUCACCCUUGCCCUCUGGCUCGCCUUUCAUGAAAUAUUACAGAGAAUCAACCCACGAUUGCUCCGACAAGAGGCUGCUCGCAGCACUGAUCAGUAUGAAAGAAACUCACUUAUGCUUUUGCAUGACUUGGACAAAGUGUUGAACAGGAGCUUCAACAACUGUCAACGACAAAUGGAAGUGGAGCUCGGUGGCUACUUCAUGAAUCAGUUUUCUUCAUUGUUGGCUUACCAACCAAACACUGAUGGAGAAGUGCGAAAAGAAGUCUUGUUGAAGACAGUCACCAAUCUGGUUUCAAAGCUUCAACACUCCAGCAAAAAUGAGAACAUUUUAGUAACAUUUGUAUUGGAUCAGAGAAAAAUUCUAUUUGAUGUCCCCGAUGUCAGUAAGGAAAUGUUUAUUGUAGAUGUUUUCUUGGCCCAAAUGAACGUCCCAAACCAACAAUCUGGUGUGAACAGGUCACCCUUUCAACCUCUCUGUAAAUUGUUUGAUUUGUAUCUGCAGAGCUCAGUCAGCCAGCAAACGUUAGUCUACUUUCAAAAAAGUUCUAGAACCACCUCAGCGAAUGAACAAUCCUGUGAAGUUGCAGUAGAACCAUAUUCAAAAAGAAAGAUUUUAAACGGGACUGGGGAAAAUGCUCAAGACAUUAAUAGCAUCAUCAAAGCUUCUCUAUGUGCAUUUGGAGUUUCUAGCGCAAGUCAGUCAGAGUUAUCAGACCAUCUUAAAUCCAUGAAGCCACAGGAAUUGAUUAGCGUUUAUGAACUCGGCGUGUCCUGUGAUGGCGGUAGAGAAACACUAUCAGAAUCCAUAGCAAACUGUCUCCAAUCCAAGAAAAAGAACAGUUUUCCACUGCUGUUAAAUUGUCUGCUCAGUAUGAUGAAACAGUUGCUCCUUGCCAUUUUUGACUUUGAUAAGAAGUCAAGUCAAGAGAAGUUAUCAUUUCUUUCGGUCUGCUUUAAACAGAUGGAGGAUUGGUUUUUAUCAGAUGGUGAUUUUGAUAGUGAUGGAGACAAUGACCCAGCUGCCUUGGACUGCUUCUAAAUUACUGCUUUAAGAAUCAAGACAAUUUUUUUAUAAAAUAAAAAAUGUAUCUUUCUUCUUUAUUUAAAUUUUAAUUACUUUUUAGCUUAUUCACUUCUUAGAAAUGAUUACUGAAAGAAAUUAAUUCAAGAGUGCAGUGUUAUAGUUGUAAACUAACUUAUCCCUCAUAAACAAUUAGAUCGAAAAGAUAUCAGUGAGAAAAAAUAAUAAUGAAAGAAAAUCUGCACUAACAUUCUUCUUUUAUUUAAUUUAC